AUGAGGCCAAUUCUUAUUCGUCCGAAUAGAGCUUGCCCUGAACCAGACAAAGGCUCUUGUGCGGGUUAUAAUACGGCAUCGAUUUCUUCGAGGGCCUUCUUUCCACAAUUGAAAAGCUUAGUCGAUCUGGCUACCCAAAGCCUUGCCCUCACGAUGUCUAACUCUCCUCGGAUCAUUCAUAUGGGUCAAGCCCUGGAUAGAUCGGACAGGGUCCAGCGGGCCUGCGAUCGAUGCAAUAAUUCUCGCACUCGGUGUAGCGGUGAAGCUCCCUGUGGACGUUGUGCUAAGCUGAACUACCCUUGCCAGUACAAGCGUGCAGUGAAAAGGCGCGGUCCCAAGCCCCGGGCUGCUCAGGACAAACUCCAUUCCAAGAACCAUUGCUCGAAUUCAUCAACCACGAGACAGACGUGUACUUCAAGAUCAGACGGUGCCAACGAUAAUACUCGGCACAGCAGCAACGGAUCACUGUCCACAGCUUCGGACUGGGACGACAAUGGAACUGACUCCCAAAGCCAUGGUAGCACGCCAGACACUUCCUUCACUUUUGAAGGAUCUGACCGGCCACUGCAUUCAACAGAAUGCUCGAUUCCAUGCGAGGCGAACACUUCCAGCUACAGCACGCUCUCACUCGACCUGCCGGCACUUUCCACCAGCAAUGGAUCCCUCAAUGACAGCCUGACGUGUCGAUAUCCUUGCCUAGAUCAGGUUCUCCCAGCUCUCCAAGGCAUCGUAAGUCCGGAAGACGCUUGCAGUCUACUUGAUAUCUUCUUUGCAGAUCCAGACACCGUGGGCUCACACGACCGCUGUCCCUACGUUAUGACUGCAAUAAUCCGCAAGAAAUCGCUGCUUCGACAAAAGGCCCCACGACCAGUGUCGCCUGCUUUACUGGUAACUAUCCUUUGGUGUAUAUCGCAUACAGCAAACCUGGAAAUUUUCCGAGAUGCCCGUGCCCGUUCCAAAGUGAUCCAACGUCUCUAUUUGUUGUCGAUAAAGCUGUUGCGAGCCAGGGAGUCGAAUAGCUGGCACCGCACCACUAGUGGCUGGGUUGCUGAACCUGACCUCUCCCCGUGUACAACAGCUCCCGAGACGGAUUAUGGUCCAAUAUCGGAGAGUAACCGCGAGCAGAAUGUCGACGACGUGAUCAGUUACAUCCUGCUUGCAUGUGUGAUAUCAGGAACGGAGUCCAAAUAUGAAUAUAUGCGGUGGUGGAACAAAGCCGUAUACCUGGUGAAGAGGCUGGGUUUCAAUUCCGAAGCACGAAUAGCUCAAGAUACCCCAUCAUCGCAACAAAUGUCCCUUGCUUCACGAGAACAGCACGAGGAAUGUCGAAGAGCGUUUUGGCUAGUCUAUACCCUAGAUCGACAUUUUGCGUUAUCCUUCGGGGAGCCCCUACACAUCCACGACUCCGAAUGUCAAGUGCUGUAUCCAUUGCCAGAGUGGAUAUGGAGAAAUCUCGACAGUAUCCCCCUUGAGGACAUUCCUCCUCGAGUCUGUGGACCUCCAAUCCGAAUAUCGGGUACCGGGUUCUUGGAUUACUUUCUCCCCCUCAUGGCCAUACUCGGGGAUAUUCUCGAGUUGCGUUCACGGGCUCAACACCCUCGCCUGGGAAACCCCAACGAGGCCUAUCUGACGGGCAUCAUCCAGACAAUGCUGUCUGACUGUGAAUAUAGCCUGGAUGUCCUGCGGGCCGUGAGGGCGCCGCAGUCUGCCUUUCCCACUGCUCCUUUAUCCCUCGAUGGCACGGAUGAGCAGCCGGUAUAUCCCGCCUGUACGACCACGGAUGUCGUGAUUGCAUACAGCCAGUACAUACUCCGUGUAUUACAUAUGCUUCUCUACGCAGAAGGUAAUAACAUCGACUCCUCCAGCUGUGCUCUUUCGCCAGACCUGUUCACGACCACGGCCAACUCUAUAACAGCCGCGGAGGCAAUCGCCCACAUUCUAGACCUGGACAGCAACCUCUCAUUCAUGCCAUUUGUAUUCGGCAUAUAUCUCUCCCAUGGCAGUCUGAAUUUCCUCUCCGUUGCCGACCAGAUGUCCCGUGUUGGCGCGAGUGAUUUGGCAACGCAGGGCUGUGGAACUAUUCUUCGAGCCCACGAGGUGGCAACACGAACAUUUAAUUCAUCAUUCCAGAAGAACUUCACUCGGACUGUGCGGCAGUACGCCUGCAUGGUAGGUGGGAUGAGUGCUGGCGAUAUGCAAGGGCACAAGUAUAACGAGGUUUUUGCAUUGAAGUCAGAUUUUUAUGAUAGUAUAUACGCUUAA
This is a messenger RNA of Aspergillus puulaauensis, 2262 nucleotides long. RefSeq names its product Zn(II)2Cys6 transcription factor. Gene Ontology annotation, molecular function: DNA binding; DNA-binding transcription factor activity, RNA polymerase II-specific; zinc ion binding. NCBI's taxonomy places the organism in Eukaryota, Fungi, Ascomycota, Eurotiomycetes, Eurotiales, Aspergillaceae. Gene Ontology annotation, biological process: regulation of DNA-templated transcription; DNA-templated transcription. The transcript is spliced from 5 exons. The record is from RefSeq and is a predicted model, not a curated record. The coding region runs from base 1 to 2262 and encodes 753 amino acids.